AUGCUUCCCAAGGUACAAUCUCCUUUGUCGUAUAACAGAUUUAUUAACACCUCGCGUAGCACGUGGGCCCUUCAUGCCAUCAUCUCAAGCUUCAAUUCAAAGAAAUCCAUUGGAAUCAACUUUGAAGACGCCAUAUAUAAAUCAUUCCUUGAAACAUCUCGGUUUAUAGAUCAGAUUGUCAGUCUUAAUCCGCUAACCGUAACGCAGAUUGUGUCGUCAUCUGAAAUAUCUAGAUUUGGGAGUGUUCUUUUCAGGAAAGCGUAA
This is a messenger RNA of Phytomonas sp. EM1, 264 nucleotides long. Lineage: Eukaryota; Euglenozoa; Kinetoplastea; Trypanosomatida; Trypanosomatidae. The record is from the annotation of a GenBank genome assembly.